GAUACGACUGGGUUAUAUAAUGGCUCAAGAUUCAUUAGUUCAGAAUAAGAGGCAAUAACAAUUAUGGAUUAACGUUGGUCGUACUCCAAUCAUAUGAAUGGGGCAAUAACCAUUUAAAUUAAAAAAUGACGUACAACAAUGCGGAUAGAUUAUAUAUAAAGGAUUAGAGGAAGUAGUAGAUUCUACACAAUACAAGGAGAAGCUUUGGGUAAUCUGGGGUUGGAUUUAGAGCUGGAGCUCCGUUGUCAAGUUCAUUCUCGUGUAAUUGUCCAGACGGGAGACUAAUUAUUAGACCAUUUCCAGCAGCUUAACCACAUACAUAUCUAUAUUCAAACUACAUUGUAUAAAUAUUACAAUCUACAAUGUAAAGCGAUAUAAAAUGGUGUUUUAGUGAUCAUAUAUGUAUAUUGUACAGUUCACUCAUAUUGAUCGUCAAAAACACUUUUUGCGUUGUUUUGUACUAUAAAUUAUAUUGUUUGUAUAGUGUAUUUUAAAUAUUAGUAUCAUUACGAGUAAUCUGGUUCUUACCGUCUCUAAUCCGGAGUCCCUACCCCCGACCUCGCGAUCGCAGUUCGGGUUGCCAUAUAUACAUACAACAACACCCGGUCCCAAAGAAAGGCCACACACAGCCGCACUCGCACAGCCGCCACCACCACCUGGUCCACGUCGCCGGCGGCAAUGUGGGCCCACCUGGCCGUGGCGCUGUUCGUGGCGUUAGCCGUGGCUCCCCCGGCCCGCGGCUCCGACGUGCCUUCGUUCCCGCUGUCGCAGGCGCAGUCCCCGUCCAACUCCUCGUCCCCGUCCAACGCCGCCUCGCGGCCGUGCCACCUGGACCUCUCGGCCGAGCUCUUCGGCGGGGUAGCCGCGGCGUGCGGCGCCGGCGGGGGCCCGGGCUCGCUGGACCGCGGCCGCUGCUGCCCGGUCCUGGCGGCCUGGCUCUUCGCGGCGCACGCGCGCACCGCGCUGUCCGUGCCCCCGGCGCCUCCACCCUCGGCGCUAGCGGGGGACGAGGGAAUGGGGCCCGACGGCGGCGACGACGGGCCCAUGGUACCGUACGACAACCAGAGGUGUGUCGACGCGCUGGGCGCCGCGCUGGAGCGGCGCGGGGUGGCGCUGCCCCGGCCCAACGCGACGUGCGACACGGUGCUCUGCUUCUGCGGCAUCCGGCUCCACCAGAUCGGCUCGCUCCGCUGCCCCGCUGCGUUCGCCGUCAAAGCUGGCGCCGCGGCCAGGAACGCCACGCCCACCGCCGCGGUGAAGGCCCUGGAGAAGAGCUGCCGCAACGCCUCCUACGCCGGCUGCUCGCGAUGCGUGCAGUCCCUGCAAAAGCUUCCUCGGUUGCACUUGCACCCACCAACUUGUGCAGCUGAAGGGGAACGUGAGCCGCGAGGUCUCCGGCGCCGGCGGCGACCGCGCGCGGCGGAUGCUGGGGCGGGACUGCCAGCUGAUGGGCCUCACGUGGCUGCUGGCCAAGAACAAGACGGCCUACAUCCCCACCGUCUCCGCCGUGCUGCGCGCCAUGCUCUACACCGCGCGCCCGACGGAGUCCGGCAGCGGCGGCGCGGCGCCGCGGUGCAGCCCUGACCAGGAGAACAUGCCGCUUGCCGUGGACUCGCUGCAGUUCGAGCGCACCGCCAGCGCGGGCGGUUCCGCGGCCGCCGCCUCCGCGACGCCGCGCGGCGCCACCGCCGCCGCCCUCCUUGGCCUCGCGCUCAGCCUGGCGGUCGGCCGCUGGUGGGAUGCGUUCUUGUGAACUCCCGAUGCAGGAUGGCUGUGGUUGGAGGGCGUGGCGUGGUGGAGCUUUGUUGAUAACAUGUAUUUUGUACGUAGUAGUUGUUGUUAGCAGGGAAGGGAGUAGCUUAUUUUGCAUAGCCGGGGAUUUGGCAAAUACUAUGGCGGAUUGACGGCGUGGCUGUGAAUGCGAUCGUGGUGUUGCUUGCAGAUGGCUGGCUGCUGGCUCCAAGGGGUGUGCGGAUGACGGCAGUAAAUUGAAAACGUAGAGCCUCUUUGCCAAGA
Zea mays is the source of this 2016-nucleotide messenger RNA. RefSeq lists its product as uncharacterized. Lineage: Eukaryota; Viridiplantae; Streptophyta; Magnoliopsida; Poales; Poaceae. The record is from RefSeq and is a predicted model, not a curated record. The transcript has 2 exons. Bases 679 to 1584 code for a protein of 301 amino acids.